Molecule: messenger RNA, 1071 nt
Organism: Coffea eugenioides
Lineage: Eukaryota; Viridiplantae; Streptophyta; Magnoliopsida; Gentianales; Rubiaceae
Product: two-component response regulator ORR21-like
Exons: 5
Coding region: 1-1071 (356 amino acids)
Biological process (GO): regulation of DNA-templated transcription; phosphorelay signal transduction system
Cellular component (GO): nucleus
Molecular function (GO): DNA-binding transcription factor activity; DNA binding
Source: RefSeq, a predicted model, not a curated record
AUGACCAAGGGUCAUUGGGAUGGGGGAGGGGAGGAAAGGAGACGAGGUGGAAGGAGAGGGGGAGGGAGGGGGAAUUGGGGGAGGAGGAGAAGAAGAAAGGGCAAGGUGAGGAGGGGAAAGAGGGAGGAAGAGGAAAAAGAAAAUAGGGGGGGAGAGAGGGUGGCACUAGCACCUGUGUUGGAGGAGAUGCUAGAGGAGCUGUUGACCAGUGGAGUAUCAAGGGUUGAACUAGCGUCAACUGCUUUGAUGAUGCUUUCAAAUGGGUGGAAGUUUGAUGUGGUUAUGACAAAUGUUCACUCCCCAGAAUUGCUUACAAUGAAGCUACUUGAUGAAGCAGCUAAGAUGAACAUACUUGUGAUAUUGAUGUCUGACUUUGAAGAUCCUUUCAUAGCAAGAAGGGCCUUAGAACGUGGAGCAUUUCUUUAUGCUAAGAAGCCAGCAAGUUUAGAGUUGGUUAAGUGCCUAUGGCAAUAUGUAGUUCGAGAGAGGAAACAAAAGGGCAAGGAGAAAGAAAAUGUACAAAAGAAGAAUGAAAGUGACAGAAAGAAUAUUAGUGAAUUAUUGGAUGAGACACCUGAGAAAAAUAGUGCACCAGAAAAUGGCAUGCAAGAGAAAGGCAAAGGAAAGGCUGAAGUGAUCAUAAAUGGUCAAGAAGUUAUGAAUGGUGAAUUAGGUGAUUUACCAAAUUUUACUGACAGUUUGGGUAAGAGAGUAUGGACUUCAGAACUUCAUGCAAAAUUUGUGGAUGCAAUCAAUCAGCUAGGUGAAGGAAGAUGCUUCCCUUCAGACAUUCUGGCUCUUAUGAAUGUUCCUGGCCUUACAAGGAUGCAAGUUGCUAGUCAUCUACAGAAAUGUCGCCGUAACUCAUGGCGUGAUCCAUGUGAUCGUAAGCGUCAUUCAUCUGCUUCUGAGCAUACUUCACAUGAUGAUGAAACUCAAGAAAAAAUUCCCCCGAAAAGAAGAUUCGGUUCAAUGCCUUGUGGAGAAAAUAGGUCCAAAAGAACUCCUGAACCUGCACAAGCCUUUGAAGGUGUCCAAUCAUUGAAAUUGAAGAACCCUAGAAUUGAAUGA